Messenger RNA from Rhea pennata, 895 nucleotides. RefSeq names its product galectin-related protein A-like. Gene Ontology annotation, molecular function: carbohydrate binding. The coding region runs from base 182 to 616 and encodes 144 amino acids. The transcript has 6 exons. The record is from RefSeq and is a predicted model, not a curated record. NCBI's taxonomy places the organism in Eukaryota, Metazoa, Chordata, Aves, Rheiformes, Rheidae.
GAGCGGGACAGGCCCCACGUCGAGGGGCGUCAGGCCCGCAGCAGGGGUGCGAGCGAGGACCCGCAGAGCCCCCGGGGCCCCCUGUUAUUUCUCUGCUUCCCUUUGCCACUGGGCAGCACCAAACAAAACCGUCUCUCUCCUGGGACUGCUGCAGCCGAGGCGAGUGUAAGGCAGAGAAAGGAUGUCGGAGAAUGACAGGUGUGCCAAAAUGGAGCAAUACAUUGGUGAAAUUAAAGGUGGAUUGAGACCAGCCAUGAAAAUCACUGUCAUAGGGAUGGUGCAUUCCAAUCCCAAGAGCUUUGCAGUGACUCUGCUCUGUGAUCCAGUGGAUGCAAACAAAGAUGUUGGGCUGUUACUUACAGUUAACUUCAGUGAGAAAUCCAUCACCCGAAAUGCACGAAUUGGUGGAAAAUGGGGAAGAGAAGAGAAAAUUAUUCCCUACUUCCCAUUUACAGCAGGUGACACAUUUAAGAUGGAGCUGUUAUGUGAACACCAGCAAAUACGGGUCUUGGUUGAUGGACGGCAGUUCUGUGACUUCACUCACCGUAUUCAGGCCCUGAACUUGGUGAAAGCUUUACAGAUCACAGGGGACAUCAAGCUUACCAAAGUGGCCUGAUAAAAAAGAAGAUCUCAGUGUCAUCAGGGGACAAAGACAAAUGAAGAGUUCUCAUGAACUGAAAGGUUUCAACAGCUGUGGAUUUCACAGUCUUCUCUGGAUCAGCCCUGUGCAAUGGUAUCUGUAGCUGAAACUGCAUUGCUUGUUCUUAUAUCUGAUUAAAGCUGCAUCUUCGCUGGCAAACUUCUGUAUUAACUUUGUUAAAUAUUUCAGUGCAUUUAAGUGAUAUGCUGAUAUUUUGUUGCUGUAGAUUUACAAAAGAUUCUUAAAUACGUGACU